AUGAACACGGUCGCGACGGACCCUGAUGAACUUGGGACCCGUCCUGAGCCGGUAGAACAGACCCAUCCUGACUUGAGUCUAGAAGUUGAGAACCUGGAUCCAGAGAAUAUGGCUGAUGUCGAGGAUAAUGCUCAGGUCCCUGAACCGUCAGUCACAGACGAGUUGUUCGACACCGGCCCAAAGGCUGCAAGCAGAAUAUGCUCGGGUGAUGCGAGUCUCCGCCGAAGAACUGGAUCUAGAGCCUGCUGUGUAUCUCAGGGAGGAAGUGAUUUGAUGGCGCAGUUUCGAGACCAACUUAUCAUGCUCCCGGAAAUUGAGGAACGGACCCCAGAAUGUAACAUCGACGAAGCUAAUGUCGGAGUUCAGGGGGUCACAACUCCAGUGAUGAAAGCCAAGAUGAGAGGGAACCUGAAAUGCCAUCGAACUAUCUUCCUGGGAGAUGGCAACGCAGCUCCGGCCCCAGCUAGAGGCGUAGUAUGUGAUAUCGACGUCGGUGAAGCGAAACCAGUGACUUUACGUGCGAGACCGAUUGCCGCACCUUUCUUGGUGAAGGUGUUUGAACUCUUGAAGAAGUUGUUGGAGGCGGAGCUCAUUGAGCAUUCAGAGUCCGAGUGGUCAUCGCCUAUUGUGAUUGUGCUGACGAAAAACGGCAUAGACAUUCGGAUGUGUAUUGACUAUCGACUUCUGAAUUUGCUCAUCAAGCUAUCCCGCUAUCCCCUACCUUUGAUCGAUGACCUGCUGAUAGACUUCAAAUCCGCGAUGUGGUUUAUGAGUCUCGACAUGGCGAGUGGAUUCUGGGCGGUGCGAAUGGCUGAACGUGCGAAGUUGGUCUCUCCGUUUGUCUGCCAUUUUCAAUGGCUCAUAAUUCUUUUGGAUUGA
Molecule: messenger RNA, 879 nt
Organism: Phytophthora megakarya
Lineage: Eukaryota; Oomycota; Peronosporomycetes; Peronosporales; Peronosporaceae
Source: the annotation of a GenBank genome assembly